Talaromyces atroroseus is the source of this 1692-nucleotide messenger RNA. RefSeq lists its product as hypothetical. Lineage: Eukaryota; Fungi; Ascomycota; Eurotiomycetes; Eurotiales; Trichocomaceae. The transcript is spliced from 2 exons. The record is from RefSeq and is a predicted model, not a curated record. Bases 1 to 1692 code for a protein of 563 amino acids. Gene Ontology annotation, molecular function: oxidoreductase activity; copper ion binding.
AUGUACAUGAAAAACUUCUUGUCGUAUUGUGUAUUGUUUGUGGAAUUCAGAUUUGUUUUUGGAAAAAGGGCUUGCCCUGGUAAUAACCCUCAUGACCGGUCUACAUGGUGUGACUAUGAUAUCCACACGGACUACUAUUCGAUUGCACCAGAUACUGGUGAUACUCGGGAGUAUUGGUUCGAGCUUAAGGAAGCCACACUGGCCCCUGACGGAAUUCCUCGAUAUACUCAGACAAUCAAUGGCUCAAUUCCUGGACCGACAAUUUAUGCCAAUUGGGGCGAUGAAGUGAUAGUCCAUGUCACAAAUCAUCUAUCUCAGUCAAACAAUGGCACCUCUAUCCAUUUUCAUGGUAUCCGUCAAUUAAACACUAAUCAGAAUGACGGCGUUGUCUCAAUUACUCAGUGUCCCACUGCACCGGGGGACACAAUCACUUACAAGUGGCGUGCAACUCAAUAUGGAACGACCUGGUAUCAUUCCCACUUCAGCCUGCAAGCGUGGGAAGGCCUGAUCGGAGGCAUCGUCGUAGAAGGGCCUGCCAGCGCGAACUAUGAUGAGGAUCAAGGAAUCAUUAUAUUGACUGACUGGAGCCAUGAGACUCCCGACGAGCUAUUCAUCUAUGCAGAGACGAGUGGUCCUCCUUACCAGGAAAAUGGGCUCAUUAACGGUACCAAUGUCUGGGGCAGUGGCCGGGAUCAAGUUGGUGAACGCUUUACAACUCAAUUCGAGCCAGGUACUUCGUAUCGUCUACGACUGAUAAAUACCGCCAUUGACACCCAUUUUACAUUUUCCAUUGAUAACCACACCAUGACCGUCAUAGAAGCGGAUCUCGUUCCAGUCAAACCUUUCACAACAGACGUGCUCACGAUAGGCAUUGCUCAACGUUACGAUGUUAUCGUGAUAGCUGACCAAGCUCAUAUUGCCGACAAAUUCUGGAUGCGUGCUGUCCCACAAACUGACUGUUCAAACAAUAACAGUACAGACAAUAUCAGGGGAAUCGUGUAUUACGGUCACCGUGCACACGGCACACCAACUACCAUUGGAUACAAUACCACAACAGGCUGCAUUGAUCAAACAAGCAGUCUCUCCCCGGUUGUCCCUAAGGUUGUUGACCCAAAUGUCGCUUACUAUGAAAAUGAAACAGUGACCCUCGGAAGUACUGCUUCUGGAAUACUGGUUUGGCAGGUUAAUGAUGUCUCAAUGCUCGUCGACUGGAAAGACCCAUCACUUCUUCAAAUCUACAAACACGAGGAUAACUGGUCCAAUACUUCCGGUGUGGUAAAGCUCGAUGAAGCAAACGAAUGGGCAUAUGUAUUGAUACAGAGUGACCUAACCAUCCCUCAUCCAAUCCACUUGCAUGGCCACGACUUUUUUGUAUUGGAACAAGGUAUAGGGGACUACGACGCAAGCUCACACACACCAGUGAGCAAUUUGUUAAAUCCGCCGCGACGGGACACAGCCAUGCUCCUGGCUGGCGGCUAUCUUCUCAUUGCAUUCCAAACCGAUAAUCCUGGAGCUUGGCUGAUGCACUGUCACAUUGGUUUCCAUACUGUUGAAGGGCUGGCUAUGCAAUUUAUUGAACAGUAUAGUAACAUUCCAGACCUGAUAGACCCAGAAGUGAUGUCAAAUACCUGUGAAAAGUGGGAUCAGUGGCAGGAUUCUCAACGAUUGGUUGACGAUGACUCUGGGAUCUAA